This is a messenger RNA of Ascochyta rabiei, 795 nucleotides long. RefSeq lists its product as uncharacterized. Lineage: Eukaryota; Fungi; Ascomycota; Dothideomycetes; Pleosporales; Didymellaceae. The record is from RefSeq and is a predicted model, not a curated record. The transcript has 3 exons. Bases 1 to 795 code for a protein of 264 amino acids. Gene Ontology annotation, molecular function: protein binding.
AUGGCCAACGAGUCUCGCAAGCAGCUUUUGGCUGAUAUCAGAAGCAUGCGCGCAAAGAACGAGUUGUCUGACCUCGUAAUUACCUGUGGUGAGGACAAGUACUGCGUGCACAAGGUCAUUGUCUGUUGUCGCUCGACUGUGUUCGCUAAAGCCCUUGAGUUUCCUGGAAAGGAGGCCGAAGAAAAAUGCAUCGAUCUUUCCGACAAUGAGCCGGCUAUCGUCAAGCUACUGAUACAGUACCUCUACGAGGCUGAGUUUGAUCCUGCUCUUCCGUCACCCGAAAUGGAAACCGAAAACAACAUACCGCCUCAGGAUACCCCACAUACAUGUUCGCGAAAAGACAAAUACCAGUGCAGUAAAGCUUCUCGGUACCGCCAAGUUUGUCCGCAUCACUAUUGCGGUAGUCAGUGCGACUUUGAUUGCUCUGAAUUCUCCUGCGGCGAGUGCUCAAGCUCUGCCGUGGAUGGCGCUGGUCACUUACUGGUUUUUGCCAAGAUGUAUGAGAUGGCAGACAAAUAUGAUGUGGCCGGCUUGAAGGACCUUUGCGUCGAAAAGUACAAGCGCGCCUGCCUCAAGUUCUGGGAUGACCCUAAAUUCGCGCAAUCCGCCUACCACGUGUACUGCACUACGCCUUCUCGAGACAAGGGACUCCGCAACAUUGUCUGCAAGACCCUGUCUGACCACAUGAGCCUUCUCGAGAAGCCUGAGAUUGAGGACCUCAUGACGGAGUUCAAUGGGCUUGCAUUUGGCUUGCUCUUUGACAAGGCUAAACAAUCUGGCUGGUGCGACAAGUGA